Messenger RNA from Contarinia nasturtii (swede midge), 3287 nucleotides. RefSeq names its product voltage-dependent calcium channel type D subunit alpha-1-like. Gene Ontology annotation, molecular function: high voltage-gated calcium channel activity. Gene Ontology annotation, biological process: calcium ion import across plasma membrane. The record is from RefSeq and is a predicted model, not a curated record. The transcript has 11 exons. Lineage: Eukaryota; Metazoa; Arthropoda; Insecta; Diptera; Cecidomyiidae. Gene Ontology annotation, cellular component: voltage-gated calcium channel complex; membrane. Bases 484 to 3039 code for a protein of 851 amino acids.
CUAGGGGACAAGCAUGAAUUUUGUAAAUCUGACAACUCCAAUUCGAAUCAGACAUCCAAAAGUAGUUCAGCCAGGAAAAGUACAUUUCAAACACAACAAGGCAGCAAUAACAAUAAGGCUUACCAAAAUAAUAACUGUCCCAACGGACGUAGUGAAAGCCCGUCAACUAGUAUUAUUCAACAAGUGUCAAAACAAAUUAAUAUCACUGGAUCUUCACCACUCGAAACUGAAAAGCAACAAGCAUACUCUCCAUCUUCUGAUACAGUCAAUAUCAGCAGUUCAGCGUCGACAGCAAUCCGAGCCGAAUCUAUUUUCGACAACAAUUUCAAAACGGGUUCAAAAUCAAGGCAGACGGUAACGGUAGAAAAACCAAUUACUGUUGCUAUAUCAUCUGUGACAGCACCCCUCACAUCAUCUAAUAAUAACUGUAAUAGGAACAUAAGCGAUUUAGUAGGGCGGUCAAUAUUUUUUCGAAAUCGGAAAAUGGCGAGUAAUUAUAAUGGUACUGUUAAUGGAGGUGACACACUCGGAAUAGGCGGAUGUCCAGCUCCAUCAACAACAGCAACAGCUAUUGCGGGAGCCACACAAUCAACAACACCAGCCCCACCAAAAAGACCAGUUCGACGAGGAGGCAAGGCACAACCCGAACGACCUGUACGAGCACUUUUUUGUUUGGGCCUAAAAAAUCGCAUACGAAAAGUAUGCAUUGAAAUAGUGGAAUGGAAAACAUUCGAAUAUAUAAUUUUGCUGACCAUUUUUGCGAACUGCAUAGCAUUAGCCAUAUUCACACCAUACCCCUCCGGUGAUUCAAAUAUAACAAAUACAUCACUAGAAAAAGUGGAGAUGAUUUUUAUGUUUAUUUUUACUUCGGAGUGUGUUAUGAAAAUUAUUGCAUUCGGUUUUGUGAUGCAUCCCGGUUCUUAUUUACGAAAUGGAUGGAAUUUAUUAGAUUUUUUCAUUGUAGUGAUUGGGAUGCUGAGUACCGUUAUACAGAGUUUUAUGCCAGAAGGUCUCGAUGUUAAGGCUUUGAGAGCAUUUAGAGUAUUAAGACCAUUGCGACUAGUUUCUGGAGUUCCAAGUCUUCAAGUUGUAUUGAAUUCAAUUCUUCGUGCUAUGGUGCCUUUACUACAUAUUGCCCUUUUAGUCAUAUUUGUCAUUAUUAUUUACGCUAUUAUUGGCUUGGAAUUAUUUUCUGGAAAACUUCAUGCCGCAUGCUAUGAUAAAAAAACCGAUAAGCUGGUAUCUGAUCCACAACCAUGUAGCAGUGAAACGGGUGUUGGUUUUAACUGUAAAGAUAUUGAUGACCAAAGCUACACAUGUACAGUGAAAACUGGUGGUGAUUGGAAGGGACCAAAUGAUGGCAUUACAAACUUUGAUAACUUUGGUUUGGCCAUGUUAACAGUCUUUCAAUGUAUUACUCUCGAAGGAUGGACUGAGGUGUUGUAUUGGAUUCAAGAUUCAAUGGGAAAUACAUGGCAAUGGAUUUACUUUGUGUCGAUGGUUAUUUUAGGUGCAUUCUUUGUAAUGAAUCUAAUUCUUGGUGUUUUGAGCGGAGAGUUUUCAAAAGAGCGUACAAAAGCAAAAAAUCGUGGUGACUUUCAAAAAUUGCGUGAAAAGCAACAAAUUGAAGAAGAUUUGCGUGGGUAUUUAGAUUGGAUUACACAAGCCGAAGAUAUUGAACCUGAAGCUGAGGGACCAAUACUUCAAAGUGGCAAAGGGAAGGUGCAAAAUGAUCUAAUGGAUUCCACUGAUCAUCUAGGCGAAGAGAUUGGUGAACGAUUACAAGAGACAUGGUGGAAAAAAUGGAAGAAAGACUUUGAUAGAAUCAAUCGCCGGAUGCGACGUGCUUGCCGAAAAGCAGUUAAAUCGCAAGCAUUUUAUUGGACUAUUAUUCUGUUAGUAUUCUUAAAUACCGGUGUUUUGGCCACGGAACAUCACAAUCAAGCUCCUUUUCUAAAUGAAUUUCAAGAUAAAACCAAUAUGGUAUUCGUGACGUUAUUUACAAUGGAGAUGAUACUGAAAAUAUAUAGUUUGGGAUUUCAGGGAUACUUUGUGUCAUUGUUUAAUCGAUUCGACUGUUUUGUGGUGUUCGGCAGUAUAUUUGAAAUUCUAUUAACUAAAUAUGAUUUAAUGCCACCUCUGGGACUAUCUGUUUUGCGUUGUGUACGUUUAUUGCGUGUUUUCAAAGUGACAAGAUAUUGGCGAUCGCUGUCGAAUUUAGUCGCCUCAUUACUAAACUCAAUUCAAUCGAUCGCAUCGCUAUUGCUCCUUCUAUUUUUGUUCAUUGUUAUAUUUUCAUUGUUGGGUAUGCAAGUCUUUGGUGGCCGAUUUAAUUUCAAUGAGCUAGAAGACAAACCACGGUCAAAUUUCGACACAUUUUGGCAAAGUUUAUUAACGGUAUUUCAGAUAUUAACUGGAGAAGAUUGGAAUGCAGUUAUGUAUAAUGGCAUUCUGGCAUAUGACGGUGUUGGGUGGAGAGGUGCACUCGCUAGCAUUUAUUUCAUUAUUUUAUUCAUUUGCGGUAAUUAUAUUCUACUAAACGUCUUCUUGGCCAUUGCUGUUGAUAACCUGGCCGAUGCUGAUUCACUUACUGAAGUGGUCAAAGAGGGUCAAGAUGAAAAUAAAUCAAAGUCACGAAGUCCAACUCCAAUGAUUGACGAUUUGGAUGAUUUACAUGAUAUCGAAAUCGAAGAUAUUGACGAAAACUUCCGCAGUGACGAAGAAUCAUUUUCGGAGACAAAGAUCCGUUUAGAAGACGACGAAGGUUAUGAAGACGAUGGUCAAGAUAAAGAAGAAGAAACUAAAGAGAUUAUUGAAAAUGAUGGAGAAAAUAAUAAAACGGUAUCGGCUAGACCUCGUCGAAUGUCUGAAAUUCAAGAUCCUCCACAGCCAAUUCUACCGAUUCCUGAGGGAUCAUCAUUCUUUAUCUUAUCACAGGGUAACAGGUGUGACAAAAUCCAAACGAACAAUCCACUAAAAUUCAAAACCAAAUCCAACAUGCAUAACCCAAUUAUACCAAAACUUAUUUAUGAAAAUUAGCUUAUUCGCAGCAUUUGAAUUUAUCAAAUGGAAAGGAACCGCUAUAGCAGCGUAAUUUCUUAUUAGUAGAAAAAUAAUUGAUUUUGUCAAAAAUGUGAAUAUUCUUCAAUUUACUCAAGAUAUAUACCUCAAAAACCAAGUUUCAAGCAGCCAAUUGGUUUUUUAUAUUCAAAUAUUAAGAAAGCAAAAUACAAACACAAAGCCGAACCAACCAAAAGUCAUAGUAGAGAGAAAAAGCCGGUUCUGAA